GGAGGUGGAGUCUAUGGUAGAUCAACAACUCCAGCUGCAGGUCAUAAGCUGCUGCAACCAGGAAGGAACGACAUACAUCGACCUGAGGAAGCAGGAAGGACAGUCAACAUGAGCAGGUGUCUUAUCAGCCAGUCGGAGGUGCAAGGCUUCAUUGAGAGAUGUAUGACGGCUGUGGGCACCAAGCAGCAUCAUGCUCGUAGCCUGGCUGAGGUGCUGGUGGAAGGAGACCACAGAGGCCACUACAGCCAUGGACUCAACAGGAUGGACAUGUAUGUAAAGGACAUUAAGACGGGGAUCUGUGCCAAGGACGGUGAGCCGGUGGUAGAGAAGGAGAGUGCAGCCACUGCACUGGUGGAUGGGAAGAACCUCCUGGGUCCUGUGGUGGGAAACUUCUGUAUGAAUCUGGCCAUAAAGAAAGCCAAAGAAGUCGGCAUUGGCUGGGUGGUGGCACAUGGUUCCAAUCAUUAUGGUAUUGCCGGAUACUAUGCAAUGCAAGCUCUGAAAGAAAACAUGAUUGGCAUGUCCUUUACCAAUACAUCCCCACUGGUGGUUCCUUCACGUGGUAAAGAGUGCACUCUGGGCACCAACCCCAUCAGUGUGGCAGCUCCUUCCAAAGACGGAGACAGCUUUGUUCUGGAUAUGGCCACAUCAGCAGUGGCACUUGGAAAGGUGGAGCUGCACGAGCGGCGUGGAGACACCAUUCCCGAGGGCUGGGGCUGUGACGCUCAGGGAAAGCUGACAACCGAUCCCAAGAGAGUCCUAAACGGAGGAGGUCUGGUGCCGAUCGGUGGCAGUGAAACUACAGGAGGAUAUAAAGGCUACGGUUUGGGAAUGAUGGUGGAGGUGUUCUGUGGUAUCUUGGCCGGUGCCAAGUACAGCAAACAUGUCCGCACGUGGAAAGUAACGGAUCGCGUUGCUGACCUGGGUCAGUGUUUUGUGGCGAUUAACCCAGAGAACUUUGCUGAUGGUUUUAACGACAGGAUGUCUGACCUGCUGUCCAUCCAGAGAGGCCUGGACCCUGCUGAUGCAGAUAGUCCUGUUCUGGCUGCUGGAGACCCAGAGAGAAUGAAUAUGAAGAAGUGUGAAGAGAUGGGUGGGAUUCCCUACCACAUCAAUGUUGUCAACUACAUGAAUGACUGUGCAAAGAAUAUCGGUGUCAGCCCGCUGCUGCCCUGUGACAAGCUCCUCCCAGAUCAAUAAUCAUUCCAGCUGGAACUCUCAACUUGAAUGAAUCUGGCGCUGACUCCUUGGCUCCUCCACCGGGCAACAUGGGAAUGUGGCUUCAUGUACUGCAUGUUGACAGUCAUGUUUUAUUCAAUGUAAACACACUUAUUUGCACAUUUUUUAAAGGUUCAGUUGGAAAAAUAUAAUCAUGUUAAUUGAAAGGAAAAGAUCAAAAGUUCAAGGGACAUUUUGAAAACAUUCAAGAUGUUGUGUCUCUGUGAAUGAAACGUGCACAUCAUCUGUCUGAAGAUCUUGUUUACCAUCAGAUUUUUCUAAUGAGAAUGUUUCAAGAAAGACUGGGUGGUGAUGUUUAAAGAAACUAUUUUUUUAAAUACAUAAAAACAUUUUAAAUUCACUAUGGGACCAUAUUCAGAUUUUCUUUUUACUCUUUUAUCAUAAAACAGCAUUCAUUUGUGCCUUAAUAAACAGAACAAUAUCCAUAAACUUA
This is a messenger RNA of Paralichthys olivaceus (Japanese flounder), 1672 nucleotides long. RefSeq lists its product as uncharacterized. The record is from RefSeq and is a predicted model, not a curated record. Gene Ontology annotation, molecular function: oxidoreductase activity. Lineage: Eukaryota; Metazoa; Chordata; Actinopteri; Pleuronectiformes; Paralichthyidae.